CUCUCAGCAGCGGCGGAGCAGAGCGGCCAUGGCGCGAGCGCGGCGCACGCUGGGAGCGGCGGGGCGGGGCCACAGCGCCCCCUGGCGGCCGGGAGGAGUCGGGGCGGGGCGGCGCGGCGCGACGGCGCGGCGGUGCGACAGAGCGGGGCUGCGACAGCGCGACAGCGCUACAGCCUGAGCCGCGACAGUGCGACAGUGUGACAGUGCAUAUUUGCAGUAGACUGAGUUGCAACAGCGCGACACCGUGCCAGUGUGACAGCCUGAGCUGCGACAGUGCGACACUGCAACAGUGAGCUGCAACAGUGAGACAGCAUAGCAGUGCAAUGCUGCGGCAGCCUGAGCUGGAAUAGUGCAGCUGUGUGACAGAGCAACAGUGCAACAGUGUGAGCUGCAGCAGAGCUACCGUGCAGCAAUGCAGCGCUGCAGCAGUCUGCGCUGCAACGGUGAGGCAGUGCAACAGCACAAUAGUGUGCAAUGCAACACUGCAGCACUGCAACAACGCAGUAGUGAAACAGCCUGUUCUGUAACAGUGCAACACUGCAAGAGUGCAAGAGCCGCCACUACAACUGCGCAACAGUGCAACAGCACAACUGUCUGCAAGAGCUCAUGUUGCAACAGUGCAACGCUGCAGCAGCGCAAACAUCUGGUGCUGCAACCGUGCAUCCAGCAGUGCUGUAUGUAGCACUGCAACACACAGCAUCACAUCACUGCUGCAACACUGCAACACCACAACGCUCAGUGCAUGCAGCGCAGCGACGCUGAACCUGCGGCACUCCGUUCUGCAACCAUGCACCCAGCAUUGCAGCUCUGUGCCCAGUACUGCAACACUGCUCUCGCUUUGCCCACUGCACUGCUCUGACAUCAUCUCACAUUGCUCUGACGUCAUCACACACUGCCGGGAUGUCUUCACACGGCACUGCUGUGGUGUCAUUCCACACUGCUGGGUCACCACACACCGUUCUGACGUCAUCCUACAUGGCUGUGAUGCAAACCCGCACCACUCUGAUGUCAUUCCGCACCGCUCCGAUGUCACUGCGCACUGCUGAUGUCAUCCCACGCCACUACAGUGUGACCUCACAUCGCCGUGACGUCACCUCACAUCAUCCCACACUGAGGACGUCACCCACACCGGUCCAAUGGCAUCCCACACCACUCUGAUGUCAUCCCACAUCAUUGUCAUGCCACCUCUGACGUCAUCGCACAUCACCUCGCGCGCGCUCUCCCGCCCGGCCGCCCGCUGGCCCCCCCAGGGCCUUCUCCGCCUCUGAUUGGCCGCCCCGCAGCCAAUCCGCGCGCGGAGCCCGACGGCGGUGGCCCAAUGGGGUGGGAGGAGAGGAGCGGGGUGGGGCGGGGCUAAGCGCGCGCUCCCGGCGGCGGCAGCGGGGCCGCGCGGGGCGGCGGAGUGCGGUGCGGUGCGGUGCGGUGCGGUGCGGUGCGGUGCGGUGCGGGCGCGGCCCCAUGAAGGAGGAGCGCGAGCAGCUGGGCACCCUCGGGCGAUGGCUGGAGGAGAAGGAUGGGCAGAGGGAGGAACACAGCGCUGUGCCGCCGUGGGAGCAGCGCUGCGGCGGCCCCGGGCCGGGCCCCGGCGCGGGCGAUGCGGGGCUGAGCCCCACCGAGAGUGCCGGGGCCGGGCUGGGGCCGGAGUGCUCCGAGUGCGGCCUCGGUGCCGCGCAGAGGGCUGGGGCAGGGCUGCGGCCUAGUGCGGGGCUGCGGCCUGCUGGGGGGCUGCGGCCUGCUGGGGGGCUGCGGCCCGGCACGGCUGGGAGCUGCCCCUCUCUGUGCAGUGCCUGCGGCCGAGGCCUGGCCCUGGAGCCCUCGGCACCCCGCAAGGAGCGCAAGGAGCUGUCGCUGACGGAGAAGGUGCGCGUGCUGGAGAUGCUGGAAGGCCCCAAGGUGUCCCAGAGCGAGCUGGCCAAGCGCUUCGGUGUGUCGCAGCCGCAGAUCUGCCGCAUCAUUAAGAACAAGGAGAGGAUCCUGAGCGAGUGGCGGCGCAACGGCAACCCCGAGCGCAAGCGCAAGAGGGAAGGCAAGGAGGGAGCGGUGGAGGCCGCUCUGCUGCGUUGGGUGGAGGGCGCCCGCGCUGCCGAGCUGCCCGUCAGCAGCACGCUGCUGCAGCUGAAGGCCAAGCACGUGUCCGAGGCGCUGGGCAUGCCGGGCUUCGAGCCUAGCGGCAGCUGGCUGGCACGCUUCAGGCUGCGCCAUAACGUCGCCCUCGAGAAGCCGGCGCAGGACGGUGGGGCUGAGCACCAGAGCUCACUGCCCGAGCUGCUGCGCAGCUACGCGCCCUCGGAGGUGUACAGCUGCGGGGAGACUGAGGUGCAGCUGAGAGCCGACGGCGAGAGGCUGACGCUGCUGCUCUGCACCAACGCUGACGGCUCGGAGAAGGCGGCGCUGCGGGCGGUGGGACGCGGCGCCCAUCCCCGCUGCCUGCACAGCGUCAACCUGCGGCACAUGCCCUGGAGUUACCGCGGUGGCAGCCGCCUGAGCGCCGCGCUGUUUGCCGAGUGGCUGCGGGACUUCAAUGAGGAGAUGCGGCGCAAGGGGAAGAGCGUCCUGCUGCUCGUCGAGGAGCGCGAGGAGCACCCCUACCUCGAGCUGUCCAACGUCCGGAUGGUUUUCACGCCGCCUGCGGCCGUGCUGGCACAGCCCCUGCACCGUGGCAUCGCCAGGGACCUGAAGGGCCACUACCGGCGCCGGCUGCUGACCCAACUCCCAGCGGCGCAGAGCUCGGAGCCACCCACCCUGCUGGACGCCCUGCACAUGCUGGCACAAGCGUGGGGUGACGUGCGCCCGGGGCUCAUCACCAGCUGCUUCCGUGCCGCCAGCUUCAGCCCCAAUAGCAGCCCUGACGCGCCGCUGGCACCCGUCUGGCUUGGCCGGGAGCAGCUGGAGAGCUUUGGGUUGAUGGAUGAGGGGCUGGAGCGCCUUGCAGACGUUGACACGGCCGAGGCAGAGGACUGGGAGAGGGCUGUGGAGGAGGGUGAGGACUCUGGGGAACCGGUGGCGGUGCGGCCGUGCCCCUCAGAGCCUGAGGUGUGGGACAGCCUGGCCACGCUGCGACGGUUCCUGGAGUGCCGGGCCACCUCGCCGGACCUCUUGCAGGUGUUCUAUGCGCUGCAGGAUGCUGUACACGCGGUGUCAACCGGUGCAGAGCCAGCGCUGCUCAGGGACAGCCGGCCCAAGCAGUGAGUGGGGUGGUGGCACCACUGGGUGUCCCAUCAGGAGCAGAGCUUCUGCCAGCAGCAGCCAUUGCCGCUGUGGAGCUGCACUGCGUAUGAGGGAGGGAGGGGGGCAGGGGAUGAUGCCACCGUGCUCGCUGGGCCCAGCAAAGAAUCAGGGAGCUCCAGAGGUUGGCAACGGGCACAUUAAAACUGUGCAAGUCAGCAAAGCA
Molecule: messenger RNA, 3391 nt
Organism: Gallus gallus (chicken)
Lineage: Eukaryota; Metazoa; Chordata; Aves; Galliformes; Phasianidae
Product: tigger transposable element-derived protein 3-like
Exons: 2
Coding region: 1459-3189 (576 amino acids)
Cellular component (GO): nucleus
Molecular function (GO): DNA binding
Source: RefSeq, a predicted model, not a curated record